Lichtheimia ornata is the source of this 1065-nucleotide messenger RNA. RefSeq lists its product as uncharacterized. Gene Ontology annotation, biological process: adenylate cyclase-activating G protein-coupled receptor signaling pathway. The transcript has 9 exons. The coding region runs from base 1 to 1065 and encodes 354 amino acids. Gene Ontology annotation, molecular function: GTP binding; G protein-coupled receptor binding; GTPase activity. NCBI's taxonomy places the organism in Eukaryota, Fungi, Mucoromycota, Mucoromycetes, Mucorales, Lichtheimiaceae. The record is from RefSeq and is a predicted model, not a curated record. Gene Ontology annotation, cellular component: heterotrimeric G-protein complex.
AUGGGUCUGUGUCACACCGAAGAACAGGCCAACAGCAUCCAGCGCAACACCGAGAUCGAUCGACAGCUUGAGCGUGAUCGUGGUCGACGAGAAAAAGAAUACAAAAUCCUCCUUCUUGGGAGCGGUGAGUCUGGCAAAUCCACUAUUCUCAAGCAAAUGAAGAUCAUCAAUCAAAAUGGAUACACCCAGCAAGAGCUCUUUUCAUGGCGUGUCAUCGUUUAUCGCAAUAUCGUCGAAUCCGCACAAGCCCUCGUUCAAGCCAUUGCCGACUUUGGAAUGACAUUGGAGAAUGCUGACAAUGAGGAACAUGCACGGCGUAUUCUCGGCUAUCAAGUGCCUGGCGACCCCAAGUUUGAGCUUGACGAUGAAAUUGUGGAUGCGAUAGACAACUUUUGGAAGGACAAAACGGUGGCCGAAUGCGUGGAAGAAAGAAGGCAUGAAUUUUAUUUGAUGGAUUCGGCACCAUACUUCUUUAGAGAGAUUAGACGUAUUGGCGAUCCCAACUACAUCCCACUUGAGCAGGAUGUCUUGCGGGCAAGACUCAAGUCAACAGGCAUCACUGAGAUCCGCUUCCAAUUAGGAGGUCUCUUUAUACACAUGUUCGAUGUCGGUGGUCAACGGUCCGAAAGAAGAAAAUGGAUCCAUUGCUUCGAUUCGGUAGCAUCAAUCAUAUUUUGCGUCGCUUUGAGCGAGUAUGAUCAAGUGCUUUUGGAAGAAUCACGACAAAACCGGAUGCUUGAGAGCUUGUCACUUUUCGAAUCAAUCGUCAACAGCCGCUGGUUCAUCCACACAUCCAUUAUGCUAUUCUUAAACAAAGUUGAUCUCUUCCAGGCCAAGCUCACCCGUGUACCUCUCAAUAAAUACUUUCCGGACUAUGGAGGAGGCAAGGAUGCCAACAAGGCGGCAAAGUACAUACUGUGGCGGUUUCUUCAAACCAAUCGGGCAAAGCUUAACAUAUACCCACACUUGACUCAAGCGACUAAUACCUCCAAUAUCCGGUUCGUGUUUGCAGCUGUCAAGGAGACGCUACUGCAAAAUGCGUUGCGGGAUUCCGGUAUGCUUUGA